UCUAUACCUAAUCUCAACCAUGUAACAUUUUUUUACACGAAUAGUAUAUAGUCUGAUACAUCUGUAAUAUACUAAAAAUACGUGUGGGAAUGAUGACAGAGAUUUGAUAUUUACCAAAAACAACAUCUGACAUGGAAAGGCCGGUAUUGCGGCAAAAUAUCUAUUGCGUUCUCAACGGCAUUUAGUCAGAAAAACCCAAGAAAUAAGCAACUGCAUUUCUUUAGAUAAGAAGGGCUUCAAAGUUAUGUUGUAUCAAGAGUAGAAGCCCCAAAGUAAAUGCAUGGAUCAAAGGGAUGCUAUGACAUUAGCCGGCUCGUCUCCAUAUUACAUGCAGGUCGAGUCUGUCACGGGGCUGCACAGCUCACCCACUAUGAGCCCAAUGUCGCACUUCCAAUCCAACACCGGUGGCAACCUAAAUGUGCCGUCUUUGCCUUUAGAUACUUCAUCGGCAAUGUCUGCUCAUGGAGUUAGUGUAGGUCCCCAGGCUAUGCAGCAAGGCGAACCUGUGCGUAGGAAGAGGGGAAGACCGCGUAAAUAUGGGCACAAUGGUGCAGUUUCACUGGGACUGUCUCCCUCUGUCCCUAGUCCUACUCUGAUGGCAAGAGAAACUCUAAAGAAGAGAGGGAGACCACCGGGGCUUGGACGUAAGCAACAGCUCUUGCAUCUAGGUGGAUCUGCUUUCAGUGGAGCUGGAAAACUGACUCCACAUAUCAUAAAUGUUGCAGUUGGAGAAGAUAUCAAAAGAAAAGUAUUAUCGCUUUUGCAGGGGCGAAGAGGCAUAGUUAUCUUCUCGGGCAUUGGUUCUGUCUCCGCGGCAAAUAUCAAGAUUUCAAAUUCUAGUGGAAGUGUCACGUACGAGGGAAACUUUGACAUGGUAAAUCUAUCAGGCUCGUACAUCAACGACGUUGAUGGUCCUCACGGCCCAACUGGUGGUCUUAAUGUCACAUUUUCUGGUCCUGAUGGUACUCUCAUAGGCGGCCCAGUCGAGGGACUCCUCAUUGCUGGAAGCCCUGUUCAGGUGAUUGCUGGAACCAUGGCACCUUUCACUUCUAAGGCGAAAACCAAGGCUCCCGAAGAUCUGGAACCUUCUGGAGAUCCUCAACAUAGCACACUUGGAAACUCGGUAAAUCCAGCUAACGUUAGUCAGAGUCUCAACCAGAUGCGCGCUUGGACGAGUUCAAGAUGACGGAUGUACAUGAAAUUGUUGUGCUGACAUUAACUGAAGCUGGAAGGAAAGAGCAGUUUGGCUCAAUGGAUUUGGUUUUCUUAGAUGACAUAGGCUUUUCAUAGAAAUGUACAUCCCCUCAUUAAUGAUUUUCCCUUGUAUGAACAAAGAUACUUGUAGUUCAUCUUGAGAGGACAACUCAAGAAACAUUUGUGUACUCAGUUUUUUUGUAUUAAUUUGCAAGUUUUUUCUGAA
Molecule: messenger RNA, 1420 nt
Organism: Salvia hispanica
Lineage: Eukaryota; Viridiplantae; Streptophyta; Magnoliopsida; Lamiales; Lamiaceae
Product: AT-hook motif nuclear-localized protein 11-like
Molecular function (GO): minor groove of adenine-thymine-rich DNA binding
Source: RefSeq, a predicted model, not a curated record